AUGAUCCCCCCAGCUCUAUGGAUGACCCUGGUCCUGUACAUCACACUGGGGACACAGUGUGAUGCCGGGGCCUCCGUCUCCCUCCCAGAAUCCCUCCUCUUCGUGUCCACGCUGGAUGGGAGUUUUCACGCUGUCAGUAAGAAGACUGGAGAUGUGAUGUGGACCCUGAGAGAUGAUCCUGUCAUCCAAGUCCCGCUCUACGUCUCUGAACCCGCUUUCCUGCCGGACCCCAGCGAUGGAAGCCUGUACAUCUUGGGGGGAAGAAACAAGGAAGGACUUAUGAAAUUACCCUUCACCAUCCAGGAAUUGGUCCAGUCCUCU
Staurois parvus is the source of this 321-nucleotide messenger RNA. The record is from the annotation of a GenBank genome assembly. NCBI's taxonomy places the organism in Eukaryota, Metazoa, Chordata, Amphibia, Anura, Ranidae.